AUGCCCUCUAUCGAAGUUUCGAAAUUGAUUGAGGAGUUCCAAGGGACAAGGGACAAUGAUAUCAAAUAUAUGGUCCUUAGACAAUUAAAUGAUACUCCAUUAUCAACCUCUAACGAUGACUCAUCAUCAGUAGUUCAUGAAAUCCUACUUCCUAUACUAUUGAAUGAACCUGAUAUGGAAUUAGUUAAUUUAGUAUCGUUUCAGACAUUCGGUAAUGUUGCUGUUCAAUUCAUUGCUCAUCCAAGGUUUUUGAACGACAUCGUUUUAAAUAGCCUUCUAUCACCUCAACAACAGAGGGGUAGGGAUAUUAUCGUGGUACAAACUUUAAAAAACAUUUUGAAAAAACUGGCUGAUACAAAGAAAAUGAUGAAUGAUACACAUAUCUUACAAGCUGGGAACUUAAUUGGUCCCUUUGCCGAAUUAAUAAGGAAGUCUACCGAUAACGGAACGAAUAAUAUUUUAUUAGCCCGAGAAACUACUAAUUUGAUGUUGAUCCUUUUCCAUAAUUGGUGUGAGCAACCUGUACCUAGGGAAGCUGCCAAUUUACUUUUCGAUUCUCUAUUCAAAAGCGUAGCUCCUGAAAAUAGCAAUGUCAGUUCUCCAUUGGAUAACGUAACUAAAUCACUAAUCCACCAUUUAGUCAAAUGUUCAGAUGUGGCGAGCAUACAAUAUUUCCUACAAUGCAAUAAUGAAGAGAUUGUUUUUGAAAUGUGCGCAGAAUGGCCUAGACUUGGACGGUUCGUUGAAGAUAUACUAACAGAGGUACUCCUGCCAUUGCUUGUAGGCACAAGAAUUCGGAACCUUGAAAGUACUGAUAAAGACGAACUGAUCAGAAGCUUAGAGGCGCUGCACAGACUACUUCCAUUUUACUCAUACCCUACUAUGUCCACUGGAAAAGUAGUUGUUCCCGAUGAACUUAAACAUAAAUUAAGUAAAGAGGUUUUUGAAUUAUGUACAUUACUGGCUGACCGUUUGGAACAGAAUCAUAUUAAACAAGAUUCUGCUAAAACAAAUAUAGGUGACCAACCCGAACAAGCAAUAGCCCAAGAAGAUCCUGAACAAGUAGCAUAUUUAGAAGAAUUGGAUGCUGAUGAUGAAGCAGAUAUUGAAUUUGACAAUUCUGAUGAAGAAACUGACUCUUAUCAAAAUAUUAACAACUACCGUCCUCGUGCAGCCGAAGAUCAAAGUAUUUUCAAACUAUGUUUCAUAAGUCUAUUGGCAUUGAAGAUCGAUAAAGGUACAUACACUAGAGAAGAAUUCAAAUUAAGACGUAUACUCACAAUUUACAAUCAGCUUUUUGAUAUAGAAGAACCUAUUGAUGUGUUUGAAGAGAAAGAGAUUGUUGAUAAAUAUACUAGCCCUUUCCAUUCCAUUGAUUUACAGAUGAUUUAUCAGCAUGUAUCUAACAAUAAUAAGCUGGGCGAAAGCUAUAUUAAAAAUUUACUUUCAACUUUAAAAACUAUACUGACGAAUGAUACCCCGGAUGCUUCCCAACUGCAAUUAGCGUUAGAAAUUGUCGAUCAAUUGGUCAAACCUGAUAGAAUUGACGAACUUAUCAAUAAAAACUACGCAUCCGAUAACCUAAAUGUUACGGUGACUUGGUUAAUCCCCCAUUUAAAACCAAAUAAACUUUACAUCAGAACUUUAAAAGUAGGAAACUUUAAACAAAAGAUUGACGAAGGCACUACCUUAAGAACGACUAUAUAUACAAUAUUAUCUCAAUGUUAUGAUCAUCUAGACUAUAAUACGCAGUGUUGUCUCAUACAAAAUAUCAUCAAAUAUGGGUUCAAAGAACAAGACAGUUCGAUCCAAAAGUUUUCCAUAAAUAUUUUCACGAAGAUUUUGCAAUUUGUAACAGAUCCUCUAAUGGCAUUAGAUCUCGAAUGGGCAAAAUCUGAAAUAUAUCAUCCAAUUCUUAAGAGAUUCGAUGAUCUCAGCAUCUUUAUUCAUAUGCCAAUAUUCAAAAUCCUACAUCGAGAAGUGCAGUUAAAUCAAGCACAACUUGAGUGA
Messenger RNA from Naumovozyma dairenensis CBS 421, 2010 nucleotides. It is a transcript of the gene LAG2, whose product is annotated as Lag2p. The record is from RefSeq and is a predicted model, not a curated record. The transcript has a single exon. The coding region runs from base 1 to 2010 and encodes 669 amino acids. Lineage: Eukaryota; Fungi; Ascomycota; Saccharomycetes; Saccharomycetales; Saccharomycetaceae.